Salvia miltiorrhiza (redroot sage) is the source of this 1448-nucleotide messenger RNA. Its product is annotated as F-box/LRR-repeat protein 25-like. Lineage: Eukaryota; Viridiplantae; Streptophyta; Magnoliopsida; Lamiales; Lamiaceae. The coding region runs from base 25 to 1326 and encodes 433 amino acids. The transcript has 2 exons. Gene Ontology annotation, molecular function: protein binding. The record is from RefSeq and is a predicted model, not a curated record.
CGUUUUGAUUUUGCCGAUUACGAGAUGACAAACUCAAAGAGAUGCAAAUAUCAUGACCGACUGAGCCAGCUGCCCGACGCCCUAAUCUUCGAGAUAUUUUGGUUGAUGCCGAUGACAGAUGUGGUUAGGACAUCUCUUCUAUCCAAGCGCUGGAGAAACCUUUGGACCAUUACUCCCUUUCUUAAUUUCGAUAUUGUCGUGUUUGAUGAAGAUAGGCGUCGGAAAUUCGUUAAUAAGGCUUUAUUGUGCUGGAAUGGGACUAGGGUUUUGAAAUUCAAAAUUUCCGAUUCGCGAUAUUGGCUUGGUGAUUCAAUGGUUAGUGAUGUUGAUUUUUGGGUGUGGUUUGCCAAGAAAUAUGGAGUCGAAGAAUUAUCUUUACUUCUACUUGUGCUGCCCAAUAUUGCAAAUUCUGUGCCGCAAUGUCUCUACUCGUGCUCCUCUCUUAAAGAGUUAUGGCUAUAUUGUUGUAACUUGGAGAUUUCUGGGAAUGUGCAGUGGAAUCAACUCGAGAGUUUAACUUUACGUGUGGAGAAGGUCAAUACACAUAUGAUUAACCAAAUAUUGUCGGGUAGCCCUCAGUUGAGAGUAUUUGAUUUGGGAUAUAUGAACAGAGAUGGAAACUUGAGUAUCCAAUCAAAUAGUUUGAAAAAGUUGUUGAUUACCAAUUAUAAUCCUAUGAGAAGAACUGAAGUUGUGGUUUCGAAGCUAAGAAUUUGUACCCCAAAUCUUGAAGAAUUAGUACUAGGGGAUUAUUCAUACAGCAAGUGUUUGCCGAUGAAUGUAUCAUCUUUAACCUGUGUAGAUCUUGCGUUAUUCGGAUUAGAAGCAUUGGGUCAAAUUCUUCCAACCAUUCAACAUGUUGAAAACGUCAUAUUAUCGACCAACUAUAGCCCCAAGGGGCUCGGAGCUAUGAAAAUGAAUUCAUCUUUUCCUAAUGUCAAAUCUUUACAGCUUACAUGUUGUUCAUAUGACUACAAACACGUAGUAGGUGUUCUUGAGAUUUUCCCUAAGCUUGAGAGAUUAGUCCUUCAAUACCAGAAAGAAGAUGGCCACCAAGAUCACAUAGAGUCACUCAAUCUACCUGAGUCAUUUGUUUUGCAGUUGAGGACAGUGGAGGUUACUUGGGCUGAGGGCGACGACGUAUUUCCAUUGAUUGAGAUUAUACUAAAAUACGCGAGCAAGUUAGAAAAGAUUGUGUUCCGAUUAAUAGAAACCAAGUCACCUUCACCACCAUCAAAUUCUUUGUUUUCAUUGUCACAGAAGCUGCUGGGAAUGCGAAGAUCCUCAACUAACUGCACAAUUGAUCUCACCAUGCUUCCUUCAUAGAUUUUGCAAUGACCUCAUGUUUUCAUUUUUCUUUCCUUGAUUAUUUCUUUUGGAGAUUUUUGUAUGUGUUUAUUCGGAGAUUUUUUUUAUGUGUUUAUUCAAGUCACUAGAGGAAUUUUACA